AUGGCCACAGAGAAAGAAAAGCAGUUUAGGGAGGAAGAGAGGGGUACAGCAUCUCUUCUCACUGGCCUGUGCCCUCAAGGGCCGACGCCUGACACCUUUGUAUUUUCUGACCGAGAGAUCACAUCGGACCGGUCGCACUCGGCGCUGAGUGCGAAUGAACCGAUGAAGGUGUUCUCCUCGCCGUUCCUCUGUGUUGUCCUGAGCUUCUCUUCCCAUCUCCUCACAUGCAUGUGGAUGUGCGGUGUUGGGUCUCAGCCUGCUGAUUUGGGGACGUGUGACAACGCCAAAGGACUGAGGGCCUUCUUUGAUGCCAUUUGCUAUGGUCCCAAACACCUCAUGAUCUUCGGUGGAGUCUGCCCCUCUGUGACCUCCAUCAUCGCAGAAUCCUUGGAGGGCUGGAACCUGGUGCAGUUAUCGUUUGCAGCAACAACCCCAGUUCUAGCAGACAAGAAAAAGUAUCCCAAUUUCUUCCGCACUGUCCCGUCCGACAACGCUGUGAACCCGGCCGUUGUCAAGUUUCUCAACUACUACAACUGGAGCCGCGUGGGCACCCUCACACAGGACGUGCAGAGAUUCUCAGAGGUGAGAAACGAUCUGACCAAUGAGCUGGAGAAAGCCGACAUUCAGAUUGCCGAUACAGAAAGUUUCUCCAACGAUCCCUGUGUUAAUGUCAAGAAGCUUAAGGACAAUGACGUGAGAAUCAUUAUUGGGCAGUUUGAUGAAAACUUGGCCUCCAAAGUCUUCUGCUGUGCGUUUAACUUGAACAUGUUUGGCAGUAAAUACCAAUGGAUUAUCCCAGGGUGGUAUCAGGGCAACUGGUGGGAACAGGCUAAUACAACUAACUGCACCACCAAGAAGCUCCUCACGGCCAUGGAAGGGUACAUCAGCGUGGACUUUGAGCCGCUGAGCGCCCGGCAGAUAAAGGGAAUCUCUGGCAGGACACCCAAGGAGUAUGAGAGGGAGUACAGCCGAGAGCUUCAGCAGAAAGGUGUGGAGGCCAGCAAGUUUCAUGGCUUUGCCUACGACGGCAUCUGGGUAAUUGCUAAAACCCUGACCAGAGUCAUGGACCUGCUGCGGAUAAAACAAAGGCAAAACCUUUAUCAAAACUUCACCGUGGAUGACCGAGAAGUGGGGAAAAUGGUGCUGGACGUCAUGAACGAGACCAACUUCUUCGGGGUGACGGGUCAAGUCAUGUUUCGUAAUGGAGAGAGGAUGGGAACAAUAAAAUUCAACCAGUUUCAAGAGGGUCGAGAGGUGAAAGUGGGCGAGUACAAUGCAAUAGCUGAUGUGCUGGAGCUCAACAACAGCUAUAUCAGGUUCCAAGGUGUAGAGCCACCCAAGGAUCGCACAUUUGUGCGUUUGCAACGACGCCACAUUAAUGUGCCACUCUACAGCAUCCUGUCUACCAUCACCAUACUGGGAAUGCUCAUGGCUGGGGCCUUCCUCUUCUUCAAUAUCAAAAACCGAAACCACAGACUUAUCAAGAUGUCCAGUCCAUACAUGAAUAAUCUAAUCAUUUUAGGAGGCAUGCUCUCAUAUGCCUCCAUCUUCCUCUUUGGCCUGGAUGGAGGUUUUGUUUCUGACAAGGAGUUUGAGACCCUUUGCACUGUCCGGACGUGGAUUCUCAUCGUCGGAUACACGACAGCUUUUGGGGCCAUGUUUGCCAAAACCUGGAGGGUGCACGCUAUCUUCAAGAAUGUGAAGAUGAAGAAGAAGAUCAUAAAGGACCAGAAGCUGUUGAUUAUCGUUGGCGGGAUGCUGCUAAUCGACUUAUGCAUUCUCAUCUGCUGGCAGAUUGUGGAUCCGCUAAGAAGGACUGUGGAAGAAUACAGCUUGGAGGCUAAACUCUGUCCACUGGAGCUGUGGCAUGAGAGGAUGAUGCAGUUCAACGUUGUGUGCAUGAGUAAGCAUUCUGGUGCCGAGAUCAAGCAGUACUGCUGUGUCAAACCAAAACACUCUCAAGUCGAGUCGGAACUGCUCGCACCCUGGGCCAAGAGAGUAUUUGGAAUAUAUAAACCGCUGAGAGUUGGAGUCUGCAUUCUCCCUGUGGAUUUGGACCCGCAUGCCCGAUCUGAGGACCAGCAGCGAUGGACCCGUGGGGCUGAGCUAGUGGGAGACAGCCUGGAGCUCCUCUGUGUUCCAGCCUGCCGGCCGACUCCCACCGCUGUGGUCCCUCCUCGUCACUGUCCCCCGCGUCACUCCUCCACGGCUCGGAAGCUGCUGCAGCCACCAAUAUUGCAGUGUGGCGUCGCCGUGGCAACGGCCGUGGUUUUUUUCUGA
Messenger RNA from Menidia menidia (Atlantic silverside), 2280 nucleotides. NCBI's taxonomy places the organism in Eukaryota, Metazoa, Chordata, Actinopteri, Atheriniformes, Atherinopsidae. The record is from the annotation of a GenBank genome assembly.